UUGCUGGACCAUCAAGUGGCAUUUGGAAGCAGGGAGCUGAGCGAGACGCACUAUCAAAUCCCAAGUAGAGAAAUACAGUCUUUCUAAGUUGUUUAUUAUUUAUUUCUAAACGACUUUAAAUUCAAGAGAGCUCGCUACAAUAUUUUGACAUGAGUGAAUAGUUUUACUACUUUUAAGUUUGAAGAGUUGAGUGGAAACAAGGGACGACUACUAGGACUUGUGUUUGCCUCCCAGCGGUGCUCAGAGAUGUUUGAAAAACAGCCUUAUGAUAGUCCGCCCGUGUACACCCCACCAUCCAACAAUGGCUACGGAGCACCAGGUAGCUUCAAUGCUCCACUCAGUGAUUACAACGCUUACCCACCUCCCCCAGGAUCUUACUACAUUGAGGAAAAACCACAGCACUUCCACAAAUGGUUGUCGCCUCCGGGGAUCGUCAAGGCCAUGAUGGCCACUGUCAUCAUUCUGUGUGUGGCCAUAUUUGCCUGCGUGGCCUCCACUCUCAUGUGGGACUUGCAGUAUGCGAAUGGAUUGGGCUAUGGUUAUGGAUCUGGCUACAGUGGCGGGUAUGGCGUAGGCAGCUAUGGCUCAGGAUACGGCGGCUAUGGCGGUUACGGAAACUACCAGGGCUCCUACGUAUCUCCCUACUCGGCCAAAACAACCAUGAUUGCCAUGGUCGCUAUUAACUUCAUUGCUGCACUGGCUUUCUUCAUCGCCAGUUUCUCAAAGACCCCCGCCAUACGCAGCAGGAAGUACUUUCUGAUCGUCCUGAUUGCCAGUAUCAUCAUGGCUGUCCUACAGGGCAUCAUAAAUAUUGUAUAUGUAGUGGGAGUAAAUCCAAUGGCCCAGGGAACGUCCAAUGUCAUGUACAACCCCAUGCUCAUGAUGUGCCAGAGCCUCUAUCAGACAGGCUAUUCCCAGAUGGGAGGGGUUGGAGGCUUUCCCAUUUACAACCAGUACCUUUACCAUUACUGUUUUGUGGACCCUCAAGAGGGAGUCGCCAUGGUGUGUGGAUUCCUGAUUGUCAUCGCCUUAGCUGUCGCUGCUUUCUACGCACACAAAACAAGAGGCAAGAUCUGGCGUUACGGCAAACCCAACAUCUUCUGGGAUCAGCCUCUGGUUGGCGGGAAGGCAUCAGAGGGCAGAGAUGUGGAGGAGUGGGUGAACAAUGUGGAGGAAAGCCGUAGUGUUCAGGACGCACCAACCCUACUGGUGUCCGAGAAAGGAGGGGGCCUGCUCAACGCCUCGGCAAACAGUGUCAUCUCUUUUCCCCCGGCCCAGGUGGACGGCCGCUCUAUGGAUGGGGACAACUACGACAACAAUGAGUAUUCUGAUCGAACCACCUCUCGACCGUCAGACGUUUUCUCCCACGGUGGGAGGACCAGCUCCAGUCCAUCAGAUGAGACUAGUGCGCUUCGUAAACCCUCCGCCAACAGGGGCAAACGACGAAGACGAAACCCCGACGUGGACGAAUCUCAGUACGAGACGGAGUACACCACAGGAGGCGAGACGGGCAACGAACUCGAUAUGGAAGAGUGGGAGAGCAUGUACCCCGAGAUCACGUCUGAUCAACAACGUCAUGACUAUAAAUCUGAGUUUGAUGCUGACCUAAAGGAGUACAAGCGAAUGUGUGCAGACAUGGACGACGUCAAUGAUCAGAUUAACAAACUCAGCAGGCAGUUGGACACACUGGAUGAAUCCUCCGUUAAAUACCAGGGUGUAGCUGAUGAAUAUAAUCGACUGAAAGACUUCAAGCGGACGGCAGAAUACCAGUCGAAGAAGGGAGAGUGUCGCAGGCUGAGGCACAAACUGUUCCAUAUCAAGCGCAUGGUGAAGAACUAUGACAAAAGCAACUCUUAGCCAUUUUAACAACACUCUGCAAACACUCCAAAAAGCUUCACUCAUGCUCUGUUAUGCUAGGACUGCAGUUAUUGGCUUACCGGGACAAACACUGCCAAUGUACUCUAGACACAGAAGUACACACUUGCACACAGGGAACAUAUUGGAUGUUAGAAUGAUGCAAUAAUGAUCUAGAAUUCUAUUUUUUUCCCUUGACUUUUACAGUAUGUGAGGCAGUACACAACAGCAUUUUGUAGGUGUCACAAGAUGUUAUUGAGGCAAUAAUGUUUCCACUUUGUACAUUUUAUCAUAUUAAAAUCAAUACCUGAUUCAGUGAGACCUAAAAGAAUACAUUUUGACUACGCGCACUGUAAAUAAUUUCAGCAUGGUCAGUUUGUUCUCUGUGAGUAUUUCAGUGAUUUGUGUAUUUAAGCACUGCAGGAGUCAAAGGAACAUCUCAAACGGAAGUACUGUGUGUGCUGUUUUUGUUUAUUGACAACACCACUGCAGUCAUUUGUUCUCAAAUAGUCAUUUACAAUGUUCUUGUCUAUUCUAAUUAGUUAAUAGAACAACGUAUGUCUAAUAACCUAUGCAAAUAUUUGUAUGAAAUAAUUCAAGGCCAAUGAAAACAAUAAUGUAUCGAUCAAAUUACUGCAAGAUGUUACAAUCAACUGUACAUUUUUAAAUUGUUUGAGACAAGUGCGAUCUGUUGUAAACGUGUAUGUUUUUUUUCCCCCAAAAAAUGUUAUAUGAUACGUUUGUGAGCCAUUUAUUUUUUUAUGAAUUUUUUUAAGCUAUUGCAAACCUUUGUAACUGAUGGUCUAAAAAGAAUUGAGUUCAUAAAAAUAAACAUUUCUAAUUCUCUAAAAAGGAUUCAACCAGACGGUUCAUUAAAACAAGAUUGUCACUUCCCUCUAGUGGUCACUCACUGUAUUCUCGCGGUUGUUAUUUCAAUUUCAGUCAACAAUCUGCAUAUUAGUUUCAAUGAAAGGUUUUAUUGCCCAGCUAAAAUGCUUUUGAUUAGAAACUUGAACAACUGGUACUAUAACUUUGAUUUUUAUUCUUCUUUUAAUUUAGUUGUAUACUUCUAAAUAUACCAGUUAAAGUGCGUAUGACAGGAGAAAAAGUCUUAAAUAGGAUUAUUAUGUGAAUUAGAAUCCUAUUUUGAGACGAUUCGACUGCAUACAACAAUUUAGCAAAAUGCAGAUGACGAGAAAUUAGUCUUUUAAGCCACGCCAUUAUAGGGCUCUAGCGUCCCCAACAGGUGGAUGAUGUCAGCGGAGUCACGAUUUCAUCUGAUUUGGUGUGCAGCCCAUUCAGGGGGAAUUAUUCACAACGAGAAAAACACGACGAAGAGAGCCGCAAAAUGUCAUUGUUUCAGUCUCUCUACUCCAAUAUUUUUACAGGAGAUUCUUUAUAUCCAAGUAUUUUUCCCCAAAACUAAAUAAAUGGCAUGGUCAUGACAAAUAACAGUCUUGUGCUAAAUGGAAUAUGAAAUAAUAAUGCAUUCAUUUAAGAUGAAAAUGGCAAAAUUACUCUAUAAUGGUCAAAACUGUCGCAUCUCCCGAACAAUAUUUUAUGCCGCCUAAAUCUGGCUUAUGUCAUUUCCAAUCCCUGGGUUCGGAGAAUAAAAAAACCAAGAGGCGUGACAGCUAGCCGACAUGCUAACCCGAAACGAGUGAUGUUUCAAAGUCUUCGAAGUGGAAAAUCACACAUAACUAGCCCGGAUCAUUUCACAUGACGACUGGGUUGUCGAUUGUCUUCGCCGAUGGGCAAACUGCAGUUGUUGUGCAGCUAACAUAUGCAGCUAAUGUGUACGAGGAGCGCUUUUUACAUGCCCAUCCAAAGUUGCCAUUUCUGAUCGGUUGGAAAAUUUGACACAACACCGGGCACAUGAAGAGGGGAAUACGCCGAGUAUAGUGCUCUCCCGGUGGGGGGAUUUGCGACAAGCCGCCGGUCGUCGGCCGAGGGGACAAGGAGCAUGUCAGCCACAAAAUGCAAGCCAACUAGAUAUUAAAAUGAUCCCAGUAUUUGACAUAAUACAGAACACGAUGUUUGCUCACUUCCUCGUAAGUCCCAUGGUCCCACAGUAGUAGGGCUUGUUAUGGCCAAUAUCCACCUGUGAAUCGGAAACUUUUGAAACCCCAAAAAGGUGCACACGCCUCUCCCUUGUACAGCAAGAUUUUUCUGCAGCCGUUUGGCUGGCGUGAUGCAAAAAACCAACAUAUUAAUCCGCAAAAUCAGCUGAAUCCUUAGUCCUUCUCAUACAACAGUAUGGCUGUAUUUUGAAGAGGACUCCUUCCUCCGUACACGUCACAGCGCCCUCUUUCUCAACUCGAGACUGUUGCCGGAAGUCACUCAUUUUCAUGGCGCGGGAUUAAAAAAAACUAAAUAGAUAUAGUGAUCGCUUCCACACACAUCCAGGUGGUCCAUUUCAUUCAGGAGCAUAAAAUACCGCAUGUACUAUGGAAUAAACAUGCUUUUUCUUGUCACAGGCACUUUAACAGUGUACCGGGCCUCCUGCCCAUUGUUCGCUGGGAUAGGCUCCAGCACCCCCAUGACCCUCGAUGACAAUAAGCAGUUCAGAAGAAGACAAACUUGCAAAUAUGAUUCAUAAUUUAUGUAUCAACCUGUUGACUGCUAGAGUUUGAGAAUGCUUUACUACCAAUCUUCAGGUAUGUCUGAAAGGAACCUCGGACUUAAAGACUUGUAGGCUCUAAUAAGCCACAAUUGUUCUCUUUUACUAAAAUAUUUUAUAAGAAACAAAACAUGUUGAUGACCCCAAAAUGCAGUGUCAGCAAUAAAAUUAACUUACAAUAAUAUUUAUAAUAAUAAGUUGACAAUGAGUGUUUUUCUUUCCCAUAACUCUUGAGGGGAAUUCUAAAUCAUUAUUAGGCAAUACUUUUCACCAAGAUCAUCAUCCAUUGCAUUUGAUACGGCCGCCGGUGUCAUGCCAAUGUGGUUACCCCAUCCAAAAAUUGUAUCCCCUAGGCGGAGCCAUAUGGAGGUAGAUUUGUGUCUUUGUUAUUCAAUCAAAAAAAAGUUGCUUGAAUAGAAAAAAAUGUACUUGAAUGCAAAAAUAAACUCAAAUGAUGAAACUCAAAAAACUCAAAAACAAUUCAUGUAAAAGCUAUUUUUCUUUGAAAUUGUCCGUAGGUAUGAGUGUGUGCGUGAAUGGUUGUAUGUCUCCUUGUGCCCUGCAAUUGGCUGGCAACCAGUUCAGGGUGUCCCCUGCCUACUGCCCCGAGUUAGCUAGGAUAGGCUCCGGCACCUCCGCGACCCUCGUGAGGAAAAAGCGGCAUGGAAAAUGAAUGA
This is a messenger RNA of Corythoichthys intestinalis (scribbled pipefish), 5151 nucleotides long. Its product is annotated as occludin. Gene Ontology annotation, biological process: positive regulation of transcription elongation by RNA polymerase II; snRNA transcription by RNA polymerase II; bicellular tight junction assembly. Bases 247 to 1857 code for a protein of 536 amino acids. Gene Ontology annotation, cellular component: membrane; bicellular tight junction; transcription elongation factor complex. The record is from RefSeq and is a predicted model, not a curated record. NCBI's taxonomy places the organism in Eukaryota, Metazoa, Chordata, Actinopteri, Syngnathiformes, Syngnathidae. The transcript is spliced from 9 exons. Gene Ontology annotation, molecular function: cis-regulatory region sequence-specific DNA binding.